Saccostrea cuccullata (small rock oyster) is the source of this 1912-nucleotide messenger RNA. Its product is annotated as tyramine beta-hydroxylase-like. The record is from RefSeq and is a predicted model, not a curated record. Gene Ontology annotation, molecular function: copper ion binding; dopamine beta-monooxygenase activity. The transcript is spliced from 9 exons. Lineage: Eukaryota; Metazoa; Mollusca; Bivalvia; Ostreida; Ostreidae. The coding region runs from base 97 to 1782 and encodes 561 amino acids.
GAGGAUAAACUUGCCAUUAUUUGUCAAUAACACCCCGAAAAGCAGCCGGCAUAUAAACUUCGAGUUUAAGACGGUUAAAAUUCUUCAAUACACAGAAUGGCGAAGGGGAUAUGCCUAUGCCUUUGCUUGCUCUUUGCAAGUACACUUGGUUUCAAAUAUUUCCAAUCAAAAAUCCCAAAUGGAGACUCCGUGCCACAUCCUUGUAAGCCAAAUUAUCUCUGGCACGGAGUAGGUCACAGAAACGAAUUAGGGGGCGGAUCAAGAAAUCCCUUUGGCGAGGAUUUUGAUGCUGCUGGGAAGAUUUGGACGCAGGAGUUGUGUCGGAAGGACUCGGACGGGGACGGUAAAACCAAUGGAGAAGAACUUGGCGACCCAAACUGCGUAUGGCGGGAAAACGCUAUUCCGGAUAAAAACGCAUUUUCUCAUCCAGGUGUAUGUGAACCAUACAACAGCGACCUCUGCCGGCCAAAGAACACGUGGGUUCAGUGUGAGUUGGAGAGUUUCAAAUGUGACGCCAUCAAUCAACCAGAUGUAAAGAACAAAACUUUAAGAUAUCCUCAAACCCAGGUACCCAAUUUAGAAACCAAUUACUUCUGUAUGACCUUUGAACUUCCCAAUGAUGGUGACUAUCACCUGAUCGCAACAACGCCAUAUAUAGACAACGAAUACGUCAUGCAUCAUAUUCUUCUCUUUGGAUGCGAAGAUUCAGUUACCCAAGAGACAACACCCACACAAUGCGGAAUGGGCUCUGACAAAUGCCGGACUAUUAUCGGGGCUUGGGCCGUGGGAGGCAACGGAGAAUGUGCUCACAAAGAUGUAGGGUUCCGGAUAGGUCAGAAAGGCUUCAAAUUUGCUAUGAUGCAGUUUCAUUGGAAUAAUCCUGAACUACGAUCAGACUACAAAGACAGUUCCGGUAUGACGUUGUACUACACACCUAACAGACGACCAAACGACGCCGCCAUUAUGAUGGUAGGUCAGGAUUAUCUGGAAAUCCCACCCGGGAAGGAUCGCGUGGAAGUGGACGCCAAAUGUUCCGCAAAAGACACUAACAUGAUUUUUACUGGUCCUGUUUACAUCACCAAGGCCUUCAAUCACAUGCACUAUUUAGGUCGGGAAGAAUACAUUGACCAGUACAGAAAUGGCGUCAAGAUAAACACUCUGACUAACGAGCCCGACUACAGCUAUGACCGACCCCGAUUUUUAGAGUACGAAACAACCAUAAAAAUUAUGCCAGGAGAUGAAAUCAGAACAAAAUGCGUCUUUAAAUCAUCAUCGAAAUCCUUCACUACAUUCCAAGGCGACGCCACUUCCGACGAGAUGUGCUUCGGUUUUCUUACCGUACACCCUAUAACAAACGUCCGAGUUCCGUGGUGCGUCAGCUGGAACGAUAUCUCCUUAAUUCAAUUAUACUCAAACCAGGUCAUUAAUGGUUGUGACAGAACGGUGUUUACGAAUGCUUCUCAUCCGGAAAUGGUGGAAAUCUACCGUAAAAUCGACCAGCGUUGUCUGCCUUUAUCCAAAUGUUUAGAAGAGUGCAAGGAAGUGGUCAAAGAGAUUAAGUUACAUCCUUGUAUGCAGGGUGAUAUUGGAGAGUCGAUGAAAUGGUUCGCAAGGCUGUCGAGAAAUGUUGAUGUGCUUACUUUUUAUUCUAAGAUCGAAUCAUGUGACCUUGAAAUUUUAAGAGAACAGAUGUUGAACGAGAUGGGAAGAAAUACAAAUGGUGCCUCACAAGUACUUCCACAUUUCUUCAUUGUAUCAUUGCUGAUUUUCAUGUUCUUUUAAACCAAAAAAGAAGAAAAGAUAUUAUUUGCUUUUAUGUAUUCAAUUCUAACAUUUAAUUCUUUUAACUUCUUGAAAAUUCAUGUAUACAUUCACUUAAUAAUGAACUGUUACCAAAGAAUGUUAAAUAUUA